CUUGCUGAAAUACCAAAACGGGGAACGUGACAAUUCAAUUAAAAGCAGUUUCUAUCAUUUAAUUGUGAGGUUUAAGUACUUUAAGAGUGCAUUUGCACACCUGCUGAAAGGAUAAGUCAUGCAGAAGAUAGCCAUUUUCAUUUAUUGUAAGUAAUGAUCAUUAAUGAGAAGGUUCACCUCGUUUUUUCUGUAAGAUUAUUGUCAGAUAAAAAACGGUUGGCCUGCUUUCAGGAACUGCAAUCACUUCGAAACUGGCGCUCUGAACUGAAAACCCUGUUCCCUCUCCAAACUUCAGUGCGUUUUAGCGCGCGCUUCCCAGACGCUGGAGACAUUUAAAUCCCUCCCGCAACGGUGAGAAGAAGGCUUCUCUGUUGCCGCACAUUAGUCAGAGAAGGGUGUGUGAAGGCAAUUGUGUGCGGAAGAUUAGCUCUAUCUCUGAACGAGCAGUAUAUCGAAUACGUAAACUCAGGUUUUACAGCGCGUUUACCCUUGCGCGUUUUAGUUAUCGGUGAUAUAUACGCAUAUUUCCUUUUCCUCUACGUUGUUCGUUCGUCCGGCCGGCGCUAUCACAUUAGUGCUCACUUCCAGUGUGUCGGCAACGCUCGACUACAAUCUCCGAAGCAGACGAACAGCGGAAUCGGCGAUGAGGAUAACCGUAGUCUUGCACGUUUUGUGCAUCUGGAUGUUUUCGUCCUGUCUGGCGCGAGGGUCCCGGUUUAUAUACCAGUUUCCCGCGGUGACCGUACAGCACUUCAACUCUGAACAAAGCGCGGGACCCCCGGCCACCGGCGGCGCGCAUCGCAGGAACUGGUGCCAGUACACCGUGUCGAAGACGGUGUCCUGCCAGAUGCACAACGGCACGGAGAAGCUGGUGCAGAGGCUGCUUCACAGCUGCCGAUGGCCGGGACCCUGUGCCAACCUCAUCAGUUACAGGACUGUGAUGAGACCCACCUACAGGGUGGUGUACCGCCAGGUGACGGCCCUGGAGUGGCGCUGCUGUCCCGGCUUCCUGGGGGACAACUGCAGUCAGGAGUGUAUGAACUGCAGCAGCUAUGCUGACAUGAGCAACAGACUGAACGUUAUUGAGUCCAAAAUUCUACUGCUGGAAGAGGCGGGGCCUCCACCUUCAUCAGCCAAUGGCCUGCCAGAAGGAUCGACAGAUAACGAGGUGGACACGCCCAAUCCCACGCCCCUCUCCCCUCCCGCUGUAGGGCUCCCAGGGGUUAGGGGCCCCCCAGGCCCAAGGGGCCCCCCAGGGACGCCGGGGUCGUCCGGCCCCCCAGGACCUGCUGGAGAGACUGGACCCAUUGGGAAGCCAGGGCCCAUGGGAUCUCCAGGCCCGAAAGGGGAGAUGGGGUUUCCUGGAGAGACGGGCCUGCCUGGGCCCCCCGGCCCCCCCGGCCCCCCAGGGCCCCUCCCUGCCUUCCCCCUGCGGGGCGAUGUGUUUGGGCUGACGGAGCGGAAACAGGAUGAGGACAGUCCCCUUCCUUCUUCUCUACCUGCAUCUGUAAACCGACAAGCCACACCUGGCUCCCCCGGCCCCCCCGGCCCCCCUGGCCCACCUGGACACACAGGUCCCCCAGGCCCAAUGGGACCCCCUGGGGCCCCUGGCACUCCUGGACAGGAAGCGCAGAGAGGCCCUUCUGGGAAGACCGGGGACCCGGGACCCAAGGGAGACGAUGGGGAAAGGGGCCCCCCGGGACUGACCGGAGAGCAAGGUCAGCCGGGUACCCCAGGCCCUAAGGGGGAUCCAGGAGAGAGUUAUUCAGAGGGUGAGGGUGUGCAGCAGCUGAGGGAGGCGCUGAAGAUCCUGGCUGAGCGGGUCCUCAUCCUGGAGCACAUGAUCGGCAUCCAUGAAAGCCCAGUGGAACCUGGCUCUGGAUUAGGCGUUCUGGGUGACCCCACCCCCUCACCUGUGGUGAAGAUUAAAAGGGCGGAGCCAGUGGACCCCCCUUCCCUGCUCCAGGGAGCUAGAAACCUGAUUGGACAGAACCGAGAGAGGCGGAGCGACAAUUAAUGCAUCGUGGCCAACAGGGGUGCUGAAUGCACAUGUGACUGAGCUGUGAUUGGCCAGAGGCUGAUGCUAUGGGGGCUUCCGGGGGCUGGAACAGACAGGGCGGGGCUGCAUGUCUGACUCUGGGGUUGGGUGUUUGUGAUUCGUCACCAGGCUGGUCAGGUGACCAGAAAUUCCCCCUCUCCAGGCUGAGCUUGAUUUCCUCCACCCUGGAAAGCACAUGCAUUAAAGAUUAAACUUCUCUUUUUUACCCUAAUAUGGCUGCAGUAAUAAGAUAAAUAGCAGUUUGCUUAUAGCUCGUGCACUUCAUGUUUUUUUUAUUGGCCCACGGUUUGUCUCAGAGUCCCGGCAGCUUUAGACAGAUCCAGCGGUUCCCUAACUCCAGUUAAUAAGCAGCAUAUGUUUGCGUUUUGUGAUGUUCGCUUCGAUAAGCUGUUCCCAGCAUGCUCUCCCGUUGACGUUUGUGAAGUGAUGACAGGAAGUCCUCCCUGCGCAGGUUAUGCCGCUGACCUGCGGGACACACGUCCCUGACUCACCUGCUCUCACUGAGGAGCACGCAGUGAACUCCCGCGACUUCAUCUUCAAACCACACUCUUCCUCAGCUGAGGUUCGUUUCAGGAGCACGGCUUCUAAUCACGUUUCCGUGCCCACCAGUCGUGAGGGAUUGCUCUUAGCACUGGACUGAAACAACUUCAGCUGGAGAUUUCUGAGUAAUCUCCUCACAUUCUCUCUUUUAGGAAUUAUCACGUCAAUCAUGGUUGUCAUGGGAACUCUCAGACAACCAGCAGGUAGCACAGGUGGAGCUUUGGAUAGCUUUCUUAGCUUUUUUAAAAAAUCUUUCAUUCAUAAAAAUCAUAUUUAACAAAAACAGCAUAUUUUACAAACAUAGCAUUAAAUGUAUAAGUCCAAUAUAAUAUACGUUUAUAUGAAGGGAAAUUAAAGUCCUUGGGACUGAGAUUUUGUCCUUGCUGACGUUUAGGAACACUUGGUACAUUGUAUUAUAAUUCUUAGUGACCAAGCUGUAGUGUUUUUUUUUAGAAGAAACAUUAAGUAUUUUAACUAUUUUAUUUCUGAAUGAUUGAUUUUAAAAAAUCAUUUAAGUAAAAAAUCUUGAACUUGGAGCAAAAAUGAACUUGAACAUAAAAUAUUGUACACCUGUAUUAUUUACAUAAAUUAAUUUUGAUCUAAGUGUGCUGGCAGUGCACAGGGAAAGAGCAUUACAUAUUAAAUACUUAUUUUUUAUUAUUUUUUAUUUUUAUUUUAUUAGUUCAAGCUCUGUUCCCCAGUGUCAGACAUUGUGUUAUGAACAUGCCGUGUGAACAGCCUGUGCAUUUGUGGCAGUUAUUCGAAACCAUCCAAUGAUAUUUGAGCUUAAGUAAUGGAAUGCAGUUCCCCUUCCUGCACUGCAGGGGGCAGCGACAGUCCAACUGCUGUCUCCGUCCACACUGGCCUGGCUUCAGCAGAGCAUUCUUGUAUUAAUCCUAGCGAUUGCAGACACGCCCCCCGCCCCUCAACGUUCCUGCCAGUCAAUCAUCACUUCUUCAACGCUAGAGCCCUCCUGUCCACAGAGCAUACUGUUCCUACUGUCCCUGAAUGCUAAUUUCAUCAUUUAUUUCUCCUUCUAUUUACAGCAGACGCUUCCAAAUAUGACAUUUUUUUUAAAAAAACACUAAGGAUAAAUAGCCUGACUAUAAAGGGAAUGAAUUGGUGGAAAGAAAUCUCUAUAUCUGAAACUGUAUUUUUUUU
Anguilla anguilla (European eel) is the source of this 3760-nucleotide messenger RNA. Its product is annotated as collagen alpha-1(XXVI) chain-like. The record is from RefSeq and is a predicted model, not a curated record. Gene Ontology annotation, molecular function: protein binding. The transcript is spliced from 14 exons. Bases 644 to 2017 code for a protein of 457 amino acids. Lineage: Eukaryota; Metazoa; Chordata; Actinopteri; Anguilliformes; Anguillidae.